AUGGCUAAUCUUCCCGGAAUUGUCCCUUAUGCCAUCGAGUAUCAACAGUUGGAGGCCACUUAUGGCUUGUCUCCUUUAGAAGAUUUCCAGGAGGAGGUUCUUCAGAAGGAUGGUUGUAGUCUUCAGAUGUUGACCCCUAAUGCUGUCAACAAAGUGGUUGCCUUCGAGAUGAUCUGUAGAGCGAAUGGGUAUGUUCCCGACUACUUCGUCUUCUUUUUCUUCUUCCGGUUCUGCCUUACCGGAGAUAAGUGUACUUUUUCGGCCCGGAGAGGGGGACAUGCCCUAGUUCCUGAUGGGCGCACCCCCAAGAAUUGGCAAGACAAGUGGUUAUGGGUGAAUCAGGAACUAGUUGGGAGUGGUCAUUACCGUGCUAAUGCUUUCGCCGAUACUGUCCCUAAGCUCUUCCCUCACAAUCAAGAAGUCGCUGGUUACCUGAAAAGUGUGCAGCAAUAA
Molecule: messenger RNA, 453 nt
Organism: Lactuca saligna
Lineage: Eukaryota; Viridiplantae; Streptophyta; Magnoliopsida; Asterales; Asteraceae
Source: the annotation of a GenBank genome assembly